UAAUAAAUAAAUAAAAGUUAACCAUGUCUUUCCAAUCUAUACUCAGAGCAAAAUGUGUUACAACUACAUCGCUUUUUUAAUUUCCAUACACCAUUAACCAAUCAUAUAUUAAAGGCCAUUACUAAGACAAAGAGAGGAUGCAACGCAGAAAGUUUGUUACAUCCCAGAUUUGAGCUUACAUUGACGUGAGAAAAGAGGGUUUUUUUCUUUCUUUUCCUUCUGGCUUGGUGUCAGAAGAGCUUUAUUCAAAUUUGAUAUUUGCCAAAUUUGAACGUUUUCUUUUUCUUUUAUAUACUAAAUAAUAAUUAGUGGGAGAAUCUGAAGUAGCUUUGCUAAAGAUGAUGGCUGGCGGAGAUGCUUUUAUCAUGUAGGUUGUGAAAGACUUUAUCUUUACGUGAUCAAAAGAAAAUGAAAAAGAAUUGUUAGAAAAUCAAAAAGAAAUCAAGGCAAAGAAAGAGAUUCCUUUGGUUCACACUUCACACACAGACAGAGAGGAAUUUUUGCCUUUAUUCAUGUUCGCACUUCACAGUUCACGCCUUUUCUCUCAUUCUCUUUUAUCUUAUGAUUCCUUCUUUCUCCCCAAGUUGAUCUCCUGUCAUAGGAUAGGUGCACAAUAAGAACGCACCACCUUAGGCCUUAAGGCUUAACCUCAUCCCCCAUUCAGUACUUAAUUGCAUUCUUCUGGCGUUUCCCUUUUAUGCAAUGACACUUUCUUUAUAUAUUGAGAAAAUAGUUCUUUCACUGUUAAUGCUUAUCUUCUUGUAACUCCCUUUUUCUUUCUUCUUCUUUUUCACUGUCAUUCCAGUGCAGUUUCUCACCACCUUUCUGGUUUUCAGAUUCUUUUGUUUUAACUUCUGUUGCUGGUUUUCAAAGAUUUUCUAUUUGGAGUAGUUUUUUUAGCUUGAGGCUUAGAGAAAGUUUUGGUUUUUAAGGAAGGCCUAAACUAAGAAGAAGGAAGAGAAAAAAUGGCAGGAGGAGGGGGUGGUGGUGGAGGAGGUGGUGGCGGAGGAGCUGCACCACCACCAAAGCAAGAUGAAUUACAGCCGCAUCCAGUUAAGGAGCAGCUGCCUGGGGUUGCUUAUUGCAUUACUAGUCCUCCUCCUUGGCCUGAGGCUAUAUUAUUGGGAUUUCAACAUUACUUGGUGAUGCUUGGGACAACUGUUCUCAUACCUACCUCUCUAGUUUCUCAGAUGGGAGGCGGAAAUGAAGAGAAAGCAAAGAUGAUUCAGACAUUGCUAUUUGUGGCUGGUGUGAACACAUUGCUUCAAACAUUGUUUGGUACCCGUUUACCAGCAGUGAUUGGAGGUUCCUAUACCUACAUGCCAACCACCAUUUCCAUCAUCUUGGCUGGCCGCUAUACUGACAUUGUAAAUCCUCAAGAGAAAUUUGAGAAGAUAAUGCGUGGAAUCCAAGGUGCCCUCAUUGUUGCCUCGACCCUUCAGAUUGUCCUCGGAUUUAGUGGCCUUUGGCGUAAUGUUGCAAGGUUCUUAAGUCCUCUGUCAGCUGUUCCCCUGGUUGCUCUCUCUGGCUUUGGACUCUAUGAGUUUGGAUUUCCUGUGCUUGCCAAAUGCAUAGAGAUAGGGUUACCAGAGAUCAUUCUUCUCUUAGUUUUUUCACAGUAUAUACCUCAUAUUACACGUGGGGAGCGGCAAGUGUUUGACCGCUUUGCUGUCAUAUUCUCAGUUGUGAUUGUGUGGAUAUAUGCUCACCUGCUGACUGUUGGUGGAGCAUAUAAGAACAGUGGACCAAAAACUCAAAUAAGCUGCCGGACCGAUCGCGCUGGGAUUAUAGGUGCUUCUCCUUGGAUAAGAGUUCCAUAUCCUUUUCAAUGGGGAGCUCCAACAUUCGAUGCUGGAGAAGCUUUUGCUAUGAUGGCAGCUUCAUUUGUUGCUUUAGUAGAGUCUACUGGUACCUUCCUUUCUGUUGCAAGAUAUGCAAGUGCAACUCCAAUGCCCCCUUCCAUUCUUAGCCGUGGUAUCGGUUGGCAGGGUAUUGGCAUUCUCUUUUCUGGGAUAUUUGGAACUGGGAAUGGGUCAUCCGUUUCAGUCGAGAAUGGCGGUUUGUUGGCAAUGACACGUGUCGGAAGCAGAAGAGUUGUCCAGAUAUCUGCAGGGUUCAUGAUCUUCUUCUCCAUCCUUGGAAAAUUCGGAGCUGUUUUCGCAUCAAUUCCAGCUCCAAUCAUUGCAGCUUUAUAUUGUCUUUUCUUUGGAUAUGUUGGUUCAGGGGGUCUCAGUUUGCUUCAAUUCUGUAACCUAAACAACUUCAAAAUAAAGUUUAUAUUAGGUUUCUCUGUUUUCAUGGGACUAUCAAUACCGCAGUACUUCAACGAGUACACAGCAAUUAACGGUUUCGGUCCAGUUCACACCGGCGCCAGAUGGUUCAAUGACAUGAUAAAUGUGCCGUUCUCAUCCGAAGCAUUUGUUGCGGGUUCAUUGGCGAUGUUUCUUGAUGUGACGUUGCACGGGAAAGACAAUGCGACUAAGAGGGAACGUGGCAUGCACUUGUGGGAGAAGUUCAAAUCAUUUAAAAAAGAUGCAAGAAGUGAGGAGUUCUAUGCCUUGCCUUUCAAUCUCAACAAGUUCUUCCCAUCAGUGUGAAGUUGGACACAGCUUAUAAGCUUGAUGCUCAAGCCAUGCAUGCAACCUCAAUACUACGCUUCCAUCACUAGAAACUCCAUCUUUGCCCAUUUUCACUAAUUCCCAACUCCAUGAUGAAAAACAAACAUACGCUGGUGCAAAGUAGUGCUGCAAACAAAUAUGUACAUUCAGUGAUACUUCCAUAUCGCCUUAAAUCCCAAAAUGCUGAAUGCUAUUACAUUACAACUCACAAGCAGAUUAUUUAGGACAUCUUACAUAACAUAGUGGGUAUGUCCAUUAUUGGACUUCUAUUAAAGCCCAGUGAACCAUCUCCAAACUCUACCAUCCGUCAGAUUAUUGGGUUCAAAUUUUUUUGUAGUUUUCUCCUGCGGGUCAAUAUUUGAUGUUGGUUUUUUCCAUUCGCAUCAUCUUGUCGCCAACAUAGUUUGCAUAUGCAUCUAUAUGGAGUGUAGUCAUAUCUGAUACAAACAGAACAUAUAUGAAUGCUUAAGAAAAAGUUGAGAUUGUAGGAUGAGCAGAUUGGAUUAUUUGAA
This is a messenger RNA of Gossypium arboreum, 3130 nucleotides long. Its product is annotated as nucleobase-ascorbate transporter 7-like. Gene Ontology annotation, molecular function: transmembrane transporter activity. NCBI's taxonomy places the organism in Eukaryota, Viridiplantae, Streptophyta, Magnoliopsida, Malvales, Malvaceae. The coding region runs from base 966 to 2597 and encodes 543 amino acids. The transcript has 14 exons. Gene Ontology annotation, cellular component: plasmodesma; plasma membrane. The record is from RefSeq and is a predicted model, not a curated record. Gene Ontology annotation, biological process: transmembrane transport.